Molecule: messenger RNA, 491 nt
Organism: Python bivittatus (Burmese python)
Lineage: Eukaryota; Metazoa; Chordata; Lepidosauria; Squamata; Pythonidae
Source: RefSeq, a predicted model, not a curated record
UGGUUCCCAGAUUGGAUGUCUGAGCUUGAUCUUCCCUUCCAUGAAUGUGAAGUUCUACAAUUCUGUUUUGUUUGCCACUAUAAAGAAACCCCGCAGCAGUACUUUGUAGCUAAACUUUCUGCAUUCCUAUUUAGUGAUGGAACUGAUGGCUGGGAGAAAGGUAUUCGCUAUGCAGAAGGCCAGAACUUGGCCAGAUACCUGAUGGAAGGACCAGCAAGUCACAUCACACCAACCAAAUUUGCUACCAUCAUUGAGGACAAAUUGAAAAGCUUCAGCAAUGUGACUGUUCAUAAAAGGGAUAAAUCUUGGAUACAGGCGCAAGGAAUGGGAUCGUUUUGGAGUGUUGCAAAAGGCUCUGAUGAACCCCCGGUCUUUUUGGAAGUCCACUACCAAGGCAGCAGCAACCCCAAAGAAGCUCCAUUGGUAUUUGUUGGAAAGGGGAUCACUUUUGAUAGGUGAGCAUCUUCUUAGGGGCAUUUUUGGAGCAGAUU